AUGAGCAUCGAUUACCAAAAAAGACAGCCUGGAAAAUCAAUGAUCCUGCGGCUCUGGAAUCUCGUAUCAAAAUCGGAAAAAACAAUGCUUCCCGCUGGAAAAGAGUACGAUACAUGGACCAAGGCACAAUUAGUGCAGCGCAUCCGUAUGCUUGAAUCUCCUUUGGUUCUGGAACCGAAAAGCGAAGACAUCGCCCUUGAGAAGUGCGAUGGCGAGGAGACAAGCGGAAAGGGUGAAAAGUCUAAGUUGGACGGUGGUAUGAAGGCACUGAAGAAGAGAAAGUUCGAUUUUUCGAAGUUCGAGACCCGUUUUGUUGCUCUCAGGUUCGCCUACAUGGGCUGGAACUACAACGGCUUGAAUUACCAGCAGGAGCCUACACCAUUGCCCACUGUCGAGCAGGAAAUUUUGGACGCUAUGACUACUGCAAAAUUGAUUCCAAGUGCUGAUCCAGCCUCAUGCAACUUCAGUAGAUGUGGUCGUACUGAUAAGGGAGUAAGUGCUUUGAACCAGGUGAUCUCGUUAGAUAUUCGGUCGAAUCUUCGCAAAGAAGACCACGCAAAGAAAGAGUUCGACAUCAAAGAGCUUCCCUAUAUCUCAAUUCUUAACUCGCUUCUACCAACCGAUAUUCGGAUCACGGCGGUGUCUCUCCGGCCUCCUCCAGGAUUCGACGCCCGUUUCAGUUGCACAUACCGUCACUACAAGUAUAUUUUCAAGAAAGAUGGCUUGGAUAUCGAUUUGAUGCUGCAGGCAGCUGCUAUGUACGAGGGCCCUCACGAUUUCCGCAACUUUUGUAAAGUGGAUGGCUCAAAGCAAAUCACAAAUCAUGUCCGUGAAGUGUACUCUGCAAAGAUCAUUCCUCUCAAUGAAGAUUUUUACGUGUUUGACUUGAAAGGUUCGGCGUUUCUUUGGCAUCAGGUGCGGUGUAUGAUUGCCAUCUUGUUCCUCGUGGGCCAAAAGCUUGAAGCAUCCUCUAUUGUGACAGAUUUGCUCAAUGUAGAGAAAUUCCCAAGCAAGCCUGCCUAUGAAAUGGCAAACGAUAUACCGUUAGUGUUGUAUGACUGUGUCUUUCCCGAAAUGGAAUGGCUUACACUCGAGAAUGAUUUCGAAGGUAAGCAAAAGCAUAAGUUGAGAAAAGAGUACAACCUUUACAAUGGACUCCUUCUCGACUACCAGCUCAAAGCCAAUGUGGCUAAAUUGAUGGCAGAGACAUAUUUACAAAGCGCCGACGUCAUCAAGCACAAUACCGAAGGAGGCUCAGUUAAUAUCGGAAAUGGUAACGGAAGAAACUUCAAAAACUAUAUCCCGCUUGCGAACAGAGAGCUUGGAGAAACCGUUGAGGUUAUUAACAGAAGACAUCGGGAGAAGAAACAAAGGAAACAGGCCGAUGCUGAAUCCAUCAAAUCCGUAGAUAACUAA
Messenger RNA from Australozyma saopauloensis, 1416 nucleotides. RefSeq names its product pseudouridine synthase. The record is from RefSeq and is a predicted model, not a curated record. Gene Ontology annotation, biological process: tRNA pseudouridine synthesis; mRNA pseudouridine synthesis. Gene Ontology annotation, cellular component: nucleus; cytoplasm. Gene Ontology annotation, molecular function: RNA binding; pseudouridine synthase activity. Bases 1 to 1416 code for a protein of 471 amino acids. The transcript has a single exon. NCBI's taxonomy places the organism in Eukaryota, Fungi, Ascomycota, Pichiomycetes, Serinales, Metschnikowiaceae.